This is a messenger RNA of Acomys russatus (golden spiny mouse), 724 nucleotides long. It is a transcript of the gene Stx17, whose product is annotated as syntaxin 17. The record is from RefSeq and is a predicted model, not a curated record. Bases 231 to 689 code for a protein of 152 amino acids. Gene Ontology annotation, cellular component: membrane. Gene Ontology annotation, biological process: vesicle-mediated transport. Lineage: Eukaryota; Metazoa; Chordata; Mammalia; Rodentia; Muridae. The transcript is spliced from 4 exons.
GCCUGCGCAGUGUGUAGCGACGGCCAAGAACGCCUAGGCGGGAGGUAAGGGGCUAACCCGCCGGCCGGCCGCAGCCUCCCGGGCGCUGCUGCGGGGCUGCGAUGUGUUAUCAAGGGCCGGGCUGUGGACGCACCGUAGAGGCCCAGGCAGCAAGCCCAGCUUCGGGUCAGUGUGUUUCUGUGUGAGAGAAGGGAGCCGCUGCAAGAGGAAGUGAUUCAACAGGCUUCAAGAUGGCUGAAGAGGAAGAAAAGGUGACCUUACGGCGGCUUGAACCAGCUAUCCAGAAAUUCACUAAGAUAGUGAUCCCCACAGACCUGGAGAGAUUAAGAAAACACCAGAUAAACAUUGAGAAGUAUCAACGGUGCAGAAUUUGGGACAAGUUGCAUGAAGAGCACAUCAAUGCAGGACGCACUGUGCAGCAACUCCGCUCCAAUAUCCGAGAGAUGGAGAAGCUUUGCUUGAAAGUGCACAAGGACGACCUGGUGCUUCUGAAGCGAAUGAUAGAGCCUGUUAAGCAGGCAGCAGCCUUGGCCACGGCAGAGUUUCUCCAGCUCCAUUUGGAAUCUGUUGAAGAGCUCAAGAAACAAUUUAAUAACGAAGUAGCUUUGUUGCAGCCUUCACUGGCCAGAUCCACGACUGCUGAUGGUAACACAGGUCUUACUCUUGAUCCUAGUGGUGCAGUUAGCUAAGCUCAGCUCCUCAGGUGUCAUGGGCAGGGGCCCUU